AGCAGACAUUCCUAGAGAAACAUGGAUGGAGUCGGGAAUCUGACAGUAUCUUCUGCCAAUAAUAACACGUGCAAUGACACUAUUGAUGACUUCCGCAAUCAAGUGUAUUCCACCUUGUACUCUAUGAUCUCUGUUGUGGGCUUCCUUGGCAAUAGCUUUGUGCUCUAUGUCCUCAUAAAAACGUAUCAUGAGAAGUCAGCUUUCCAAGUAUACAUGAUUAAUUUAGCAGUAGCAGAUCUACUGUGUGUGUGUACACUGCCUCUCCGUGUAGUUUAUUAUGUUCACAAAGGCAUUUGGCUUUUUGGUGACAUUUUGUGCCGCCUCAGCACUUAUGCCUUGUAUGUCAACCUCUAUUGUAGUAUCUUCUUUAUGACAGCCAUGAGCUUUUUCCGAUGUAUUGCAAUUGUUUUUCCAGUCCAGAACAUUAAUUUGGUUACACAGAAGAAAGCCAGGCUUGUGUGUGUUAGCAUUUGGAUUUUUGUGAUUUUGACCAGUUCUCCAUUUUUAAUGUCCACAUCUUACAAAGAUGAGAAAAACAAUACCAAGUGCUUUGAGCCUCCACAGGACAAUCAGGCUAAAAAUCAUGUUUUGGUCUUGCAUUAUGUGUCAUUGUUUAUUGGAUUUAUCAUUCCUUUUGUUAUUAUAAUUGUCUGUUACACAAUGAUCAUUUUAACCUUACUUAAAAAUUCAAUGAAGAAAAAUGUAUCAAGCCGUAAAAAAGCUAUAGGAAUGAUCAUAGUUGUGACAGCUGUUUUUUUGAUCAGCUUCAUGCCAUAUCAUAUUCAACGCACCAUCCACCUUCAUUUUUUACACAAUGAAACUAAACCCUGUGAUUCUGUUCUUAGAAUGCAGAAGUCAGUGGUCAUAACCUUGUCUCUGGCUGCAUCAAAUUGUUGCUUUGACCCUCUCCUAUAUUUCUUUUCAGGGGGGAACUUUAGGAGACGACUGUCUACAUUUAGAAAGCAUUCCUUGUCCAGUGUGACUUAUGUAUCUAAGAAAAAGGCCUCUUUGCCAGAAAAAGGAGAAGAAACAUGUAAAGAAUAAUUUAAACCCAUUUCCAAUGAAAAUUAAUAGUUUCCCAAACAAGUAUUACCUCAAAUUAUCUACAAUAAAAAUGAGUAUUUCCAUUAAUAAUUUA
Messenger RNA from Leptonychotes weddellii (Weddell seal), 1138 nucleotides. The record is from RefSeq and is a predicted model, not a curated record. NCBI's taxonomy places the organism in Eukaryota, Metazoa, Chordata, Mammalia, Carnivora, Phocidae.